Molecule: messenger RNA, 1770 nt
Organism: Diospyros lotus (date-plum)
Lineage: Eukaryota; Viridiplantae; Streptophyta; Magnoliopsida; Ericales; Ebenaceae
Exons: 4
Coding region: 264-611 (115 amino acids)
Source: RefSeq, a predicted model, not a curated record
CCCCAACCAUACAUACGCUGUACGUAUGCAUCUGCUCGUGAUAUCUUUGCCAUUGAUCUAACAGAUUCCCUAUUCCUAAGCUACAGAUAAAUUCAGAUUCCACAGGAUUCUGCCUUCCGUGCUGCGCUCUCUCUCCCUCUCUCUCUCUCUCUCUCUCUCUCUCUCGUUAAUUUUGUUUCUUCUCCUUCAAUUCGCUUCUGAUUCUGGUACUUGGCCUCGGAACGGUGAUCCAAACGACACCACCUUAAGACAGAGUAGACGCAAUGGCAGUUUCCAUCAAACAGAUGGCGUUGAUUGUAGCAACUUUCGGUGUCUUAUCCUUCAUAUUUGGAGUUAUAGCUGAAAACAAGAAGCCUGCAUCUGGAACUCCAAUUACAGGAAAAGGGGUGGUCAUAUGCAAGUAUCCAUCUGACCCCACUGUUGUCUUGGGGUAUCUGUCCGUUUCCUUUCUCGCUGCCACAACCGCGAGUGGAUACCUGUCUUUGUUUUAUCCUUACAAGGGGCAGUCUGUUCCACAGGCUGCAUUGUUCCGAAGCAAUACUUUCCUUGUGUUCUUCAAUCUUGCCAUCAAAUGGAGUCAGAUGACUGGUCCCGAUUAUCGGAAUCACUAGCCAGCGGCGACCGGCGACAAUGAGCAGUCUGAAGAUUGAUUUUUAGAUAUAUGUACAUCGGCCCGUUGGAUCAUUUUCAUUUUUGGUUAUGCUAGUCAUCACGAUUGAGGGAAUCCGGUGGUGGGUUCCGAUUAUCGGAACCAUCGUUGGCAGCGACCGGUGGCCGAUAGUGUCGUCCGGCACUGAAACUGCCUUUUUACUUCACACUUGCUAAGGGCUGUUUGGUUGCACCAUAAUACAGUUUUGGGUUUGGGCUUAAAUAUAUUAUCUUGGAAAACUGGAUUGGGCCUUUGUCUUUUAAAAUGAGAUAGGCCUUUAGUUUCUAAAAUUAUGAAUUGACCCUUAGAUUUCUAAAAAUGAUAAAAUUGACCCUUAAAUUCGAAUCUAAGAAAGUGGGUUGGCCUAUGUUGGUAGGGUCCAAUGGACUAGGGUAGAACCCAACUCAGUUGGGUAGGAUCCAAGCUGGUUGUGGCAGCCCCUGGGAUAGCGUAAGUUGGCUUUGUCCAGAUUCAAUGGUUUGGCUUGCCCGUUUUGAUUGCCCCAAAUAUCUUGGUUGUGUUUGGUUAAGCUGAUUUUGACUUAGGAUAUCAGUUUCUAGUCGCUUAAAGGUUCUCCUAAGGCCUUCUUGGAAUUAGUGAGUGAUUCAUGAAUCACUUACUUGAUUGGGGGCCUAAGGGAUGGACCUUGGCUUGAUUCUUGGAACUAAGCAAGAUUAACCCCGAGGCAUGUUUUAGUCUGGCCUAUGAUGACGACUUAGGCAUUAAUGGAAUCCUGAUUUUUUAUGGAUUUUAUUUGGUUUGAGGCUGGCAUAUUGCCACUUACCCCAUUCACAUGAUCUUAUUGAUUUUGUGGACAAGUUCCCCUGGUAAUUCAAAAAUAAUGUGUUUUGAGUAUAUAUCAUAAGACUGUGGUGUAUUUAUAUAUAUGUAUAUGAUUAUACAUAUGAAGAAGUCAAGUAUAUGUGUUGGACGAGGAAGAGAAAUUCAAAUUUGAAGAUAGUUAACUGAAUGGAUAAGGCUUUAGUCUUGUAGUUUAAAUAUUGUAAACUUGUAUUUUAAAGUUUAAAUUAGUAUCUAUAAUUUAGGAGAUAGAAUAUUCUAAUAUUUAGGAGAUAACAUAUCUUAUCUCAUCUCCUACUACUGACAUGAUAAGCAGUGGU